UAUUUUUGUAUGUUGACCUUAUGUCCAACAAACUUGCUGAACUCUUUGAAUAGUUCAAACAGUAAAUUCUUUUGCAUAUUUGUACAGAGACUCUUAUCUUUUGCAAAUAAUGAAAGGUUUAUUUUUCCUUUUAAAUUUUUAUGCCUCAUUUUUUUUAUCUUGACUUACUGUGUUGGUUAGGAUCUCCUAUCCAAUGUUGAAUUGUGGAGAUUGGAGUAAGAUGUCUUUAAUUGGAUUUAGAAACUUCCCUUCCAGACCUAGUUGGCUAAUAGUUUUCAGUUUUUGGUUUUUUAAUGAAUGAGUAUUAAAUUUUACUGAAUGUCUCUUUUCUGCAGUUAUUAAGAUAGUCAUGUCUUUUUUCCUUCUUUAAUAUAUUAAACUGCUAGAUAUUCUGAUUUUGAAACAUCCUUGCAAUCCUGAAAGAAAAAUUCAUCGCUAUUGGUCAUAUUGUCUUUUAAAAAGCAGAGCUGAAUUUGAUUUGUAAAUUAGUUAUUUAGGAUUUUGCAUUCAUGUUAACAGUCAAAUUGGCCUGUAGCGCUCUUAUGGCAAGCAGAGCACGCUCCUCUUGUGCCCUGCUCUGGGGUGGUUUUAUUUCCUGAUAACCCCUAAUCAUGUUGUCAGCUCCCAAGUCUGAGGUCAGCAAGGCUCUUCCUAUAAACCCUCUCAUUGGGCUGUGUUAUUGCUCUUUUCUGGUACACAGAGGUGUUUAUUGCUUUUCUUUAUUUAUUUGUUUUCAUGUUUAUUAUUUCAAGUGUGGUAUGUAUAACCUUUCUAUUCCUGGACUCAUCCUCUUCUCUCGCCAUAGUAUUGCUUCCCAUGGCCAUCUAGUUUUAGAGACUCAGUGGAAAACUAUCUUUACGUUGCAAUAGAUAACACUUCUGUCUUGCUGCCAUCAUCAAAAUUUAAUAGGCACAUUCCUAAUUUUUUAUAUGAAUUGUUGGUGAAGGCAUUGGCUAUGCUUUUCAGAGAAUGCUACAUUCUACAGCAAUUCAACAAAAAUCAUUCAUAUUUACAAUCCAAAAUGAUAUGCCAAUCUCCAACACACAUUUGAUAUUUUUCAUUAUCACUCCAACUAGGGCUAGAAGUAAAAUGAUUUCUUUAAAAAUGAAUUUUGUGCCAGCACUAAGUUCAGCAGCACAUGCUUUUAGGGGAAGAAUUCUUUGUUGUUUCUUUGACUAGUUCUUUUUAAAUUCCCUAGCUUGGCAUUUCAAUCUGUUCAAACAGUAUUUUAUUGAUUGAAGUUGAUAAUUGUAUUAUUUCCAGGCCCUUAUUCAUUUGUGGCAGAUAGAAGGAAUGACAUUUGUAUAAACAGGUACUAAGGAUUUCAGGACAUUUUGACUGAUCUAACUCUUAACUGCCUAUUUCAGAAUAUGUUCAUCACAGUUAGGCCAAGCUUCAUGUAUAUAAUUAACUUUGGAAAGAUUAUAUCUCCUGCGGACUUUUUGAAAUACUUUACAAUCUAAGUUUGUUAUUUUUUGCUUAGCAUGCUUAAGUUAUUUUUCCCAUAGUAGUGAUAUAAAGACAUUUAUCUCUGUUUCUAGACUAAUCUAUAAAUCUUAUUUAGCUCAGAUGUUAGAAUAAGCAUGUUGAUGCAACCGUUUGUACAUAGUAUACAAUUCCUUUGUCAAAUGGAAUCCGAGUCUCAACUAACAGCUUCUAAAACCAUCUUCAUUUCUUUGCAGGUAAGAUAUUCACAACCUGGGCAAUUUUGAAAAUCAGUUUGGGAAUAAAAUUGUCUAUUAUGCUGUGUUUCUUAACUGUCAUUAUUAAGACUUUAUUUCUUGCCUUUUCAGGAUUAAUAUAUGACUCACACAUUGUCACUAUAUUUAUGUAAUAAUAACUGUGUUUAGUAAAUAAUAUCUGUUCACUUAUAAAGAGCUUAGUGAUUCUUAACUUUCACCUACUUAUUCUCAGAGCAAAUAAAAUGAAUCAAGAAAUUCUUGAAGAUUUGAAAUCUCUGAUGACUUUGAGUAAGUGUAUAUGCACCAUUCAUUGCUAAAGUAACCACAAAGCAUGUUUUUAAAAUACAUAAUUUUUUCUCCCUUCUUAUGCAUUCUUUUCUUCUUUACAUUUUUCUCUUUUCUUUCUUCCUUCCUCAUAUAAUUUUGUUCUCCUUUUUAAUUUUCCUCUCUCUUUUCCUUAUGGCUUCCAAAGAAAGGCAUAUGGUGUUGUGACCUUGUUACGGGAAACCACAUCUAGUUUGAAUUGGAUUCACAGUGUUCUAUAUUUUUGGCAAAGGUUUAGGAUAGCCAGACAUGUCUUAAUAUAAACAGUUCCCCCAAAGUGAGUUAAUACUUCAAAUUUUCUCUUUAUGGUUAAUUUAAAAGGCCAGAUGGUAGGCCAUUAUCUUUUUUUUUCCUGGUGGGAAUAAAAUACAGGGAAGCAUUUUAUUAAACAGUUGUUAAGGAUUAAGACUUUCACAGACCACUGAAUACUGACAAGUUAACUAUGUGAAUCUCUGUUGAGAGGACAGUUCUUGGCCUGUGAUAUAUCUGCAUUAUUGGGAUCAUGCACUAUAUGCAAAUGGAUCAGAUUAAUGGGAUUUUUAUGGGUUUUCGAAAAGAGCCAGACACACAAAAAGCCUUACAAAUGGAAGAACUAAGGUGGUACUUAAAAACAGCACCUUAGGAUCUAGUUCCAUCCUAUCUUUUCCCUUAAAUGCCAUGACAAAAGUUAAAACGGGCCCUGUCCCUUCUGAAUGCUGGGCUUCUCAUCUAAAUUUAAAUAAAAACCUUUGAAGAUGGGAAUGUGUUGGAAGAAAAGAAGGACAGAAAAAAAGUGUGUUGGAAGAGUCUGCGUGAGUAUGUACAUGUGUGGUUGUGGGCAUGUGCGUCCUGUGCGUAUGUGUGUGCCCCCGUGUGUGUGUGGAGCAUGCGUGAGAAUGCAUGCACAUGUGUGGGGUGGGUCACUGUGUGCAUGCAUGUGAAUGCAUUUGCCUGUGUAUGUGUCUGUGUGUGGUGAUUGUGUGUAUAUCGUGUUUGUAUGUGUGCCUGUGUGUGUACCUCUGUGAGUGGGUGUGUCUGUAUGUGACUGUGUGCGUGCCCAUUUGUGAAUGUGUGUGUGCCUGUGUCUGAGUGUGUGUGUGCCUGUGUGCUGCAGGCGGGAGAGGCUGCUCUGGCUCGGCGAGUGGCAGAGCAGUUAGUACAAAACUAGUAGUGAGAAAGGAAGCUGGGAAGAGACUGGGAAGAGGCAACCGACCUCAUUAACAAAAGCUCAGUUUUGUCCCUGCGGACCCAACCAGCAGAAGGCACGGGGCGAGCGGUGGCUGUCCGCCAGGGAGGUCGGGCUCCGUGUAAACAGUUGAAGGCAUCUUUAUCAUGCCCUUCUCACAGGGAGUCCUGAGGCUUGGCGCUCAGGAAGUUUGCAAAGCUGCAGCAGCUGACUUGGAGAAGACCAGCAAAGAAAGUGGAGUGUGUAUGUGAACUUCAAUUCUGUAUUUUCUGUGAGGUGGGUUAAUGGAUUUUUAGUAAAAAGAAAUCUCAAACACAGCUGACCUGAAAGACUGGAAUUUCAGCUCUCUUCCUUCCCGGGGUUCUUUUUCCUCCCCCUUCCUCUCAAAGCCCUUUAAACCAGAUUGCUGUGUCAGUGACUCUUAUCCUGCCCGCCAGUUCCAAGGGUUUCUAACUUUUUGUCUUGGAAAGGAAAACCACUACCUGAUUAGAAAAGCGCUUGGGAAGCCCAUUAAUCUUGCCGGCGUUGUCAGGAGUGAUCAGCGAGUUUUAUUAAAAGCCCUGGGAUUGCCUGAAAGGCCCCCUUGUCUGACUUUGAAAUGAAAGGGGCAUGUUAAGAUCUCGGGGCACAUUGUCAGGACCCCUCGCCCUGCCCCUUGGACUAUGAGCUGACCCUCCAGGAGGAAGCACAGAAGCCCUCCUUUGUUAAAGGGAUUUCGCCGGUGGACAGAGAAGAGUUGGGCCCUGUCAGCAUGAACUCUCUGAGUUGGGGGGCUGCGAAUGCCGUGCUGCUGCUGCUCCUCCUGGCCUGGGCCAGCCCCACCUUCAUCAGCAUCAACCGUGGGGUGAGGGUGAUGAAGGGCCACUCUGCCUUCCUGUCAGGAGAUGACCUGAAGUUUGCCAUCCCUAAAGAGAAAGAUGCCUGCAAAGUGGAAGUUGUGAUGAAUGAGCCAAUAACCCAGAGGGUUGGGAAACUCACUCCACAGGUCUUUGACUGCCAUUUCCUUCCCAAUGAAGUCAAGUAUGUUCACAAUGGUUGUCCAAUUCUUGAUGAAGACACAGUGAAGCUUAGACUUUACAGAUUUACUGAAAGAGAUACCUUCAUAGAAACCUUUAUCCUGUGGGUCUAUCUCCUGGAACCAGACUGUAACAUCAUCCAUAUGAGUAACAAUGUGCUGGAGGUGCCUGAAUUCAAUGGCCUGUCCCAAGCGAUUGAUAAAAAUCUGCUCAGAUUCGAUUAUGAUAGGAUGGCUAGCCUGGAAUGUACGGUCAGCCUGGACACUGCGAGAACUCGGCUGCCAGCCCAUGGCCAGAUGGUUCUCGGGGAGCCUCGACCAGAAGAACCUCGUGGAGAUCAGCCACACAGUUUUUUCCCAGAGUCCCAACUGAGAGCAAAACUGAAGUGUCCAGGUGGAAGCUGUACCCCAGGAUUAAAGAAAAUAGGAAGCCUCAAAGUGAGCUGUGAGGAGUUCCUGCUGAUGGGCCUUCGUUAUCAGCAUCUGGAUCCCCCUUCACCCAACAUUGAUUAUAUCUCCAUCCAACUGGACCUCACAGAUACCAGGAGUAAAAUUGUGUACAAGUCAGAGAGUGCGUGGCUGCCUGUCUAUAUCAGAGCUGGAAUUCCGAAUCAGAUUCCAAAGGCUGCAUUCAUGGCCAUGUUUAUUCUGGAAGUGGAUCAGUUCAUCCUGACCUCCUUGACUACAUCAGUUCUGGACUGUGAAGAAGAUGAGACCCCUAAACCCUUGCUGGUGUUCAACAUUACUAAAGCCCCGCUCCAGGGCUAUGUGACUCACCUGUUGGAUCACACCAGACCAAUCUCCUCAUUCACCUGGAAAGAUCUCAGUGACAUGCAGAUCGCCUAUCAGCCACCAAACAGCAGCCAUUCUGAGAGGAGACAUGAUGAGGUAGAAUUGGAGGUAUACGACUUCUUCUUUGAAAGGAGUGCACCUAUGACAGUCCACAUCUCCAUCAGAACAGCAGAUACAAAUGCCCCCCGUGUAUCCUGGAAUACAGGUCUGAAUCUCCUUGAGGGGCAGUCUCGAGCCAUCACUUGGGAACAGUUUCAGGUUGUCGACAAUGACGACAUCGGUGCUGUCCGGCUAGUCACCGUUGGUGGCCUGCAGCAUGGAUGGCUGACUUUAAGAGGGGGGAAAGGAUUUCUCUUCACCGUGGCUGACCUCCAGGCUGGAGUUGUUCGCUAUCAUCAUGAUGACAGCGACUCCACCAAAGACUUCGUGGUCUUCCGGAUAUUUGAUGGCCAUCACAGCAUCCGUCACAAAUUCCCCAUCAACGUCUUGCCCAAAGAUGAUAGUCCCCCGUUCCUCAUAACCAAUGUUGUCAUUGAACUGGAGGAGGGGCAGACCAUCCUGAUCCAGGGAUCCAUGCUGCGAGCUUCAGAUGUGGAUGCCAGUGAUGACUACAUCUUCUUCAAUAUCACAAAGCCUCCACAGGCUGGGGAGAUCAUGAAGAAGCCAGGGCCAGGACUGAUAGGCUAUCCUGUCCCUGGCUUCCUUCAGAGGGAUUUGUUUAAUGGAAUCAUUUAUUAUCGUCAUUUUGGUGGAGAAAUCUUUGAAGAUUCUUUUCAAUUUGUCCUGUGGGACAGCCAUGAACCUCCAAAUCUUUCAGUGCCACAGGUGGCAACAAUCCAUGUAACUCCAGUGGAUGACCAGCUUCCAAAAGAGGCUCCUGGAGUUUCUCGGCAUUUGGUUGUCAAGGAAACUGAGGUGGCCUAUAUAACUAAGAAACAGCUACAUUUUAUAGAUUCAGAAUCAUAUGACAGGGAGCUGGUCUACACGAUAACUACUCCUCCAUUUUUCUCCUUCAGCCACAGACACUUGGAUGCUGGGAAAUUAUUUAUGGUGGACAGCAUACCAAAAGUAGUUAAGAAUCCUACGGCCCUGGAGCUGAGGUCAUUCACUCAGCAUGCUGUGAACUAUAUGAAAGUGGCCUACAUGCCCCCCAUGCAAGACAUUGGUCCCCAUUGCAGAGAUGUCCAGUUCACAUUUUCUGUCAGUAACCAACAUGGCGGCACUUUGCAUGGGAUCUGCUUUAACAUUACAAUCCUCCCAGUGGACAAUCAAGUUCCUGAGGCGUUCACCAACCCUCUGAAAGUGACUGAGGGAGGUCAAAGCAUCAUCAGCACAGAGCACAUUCUGAUUUCUGAUGCAGAUACCAAGCUGGACAAUAUUGACCUCUCCCUGCGGGAAUUGCCUCUGCACGGAAGGGUGGAGCUGAAUGGAUUUCCUCUAAAUUCAGGGGGCACAUUUUCUUGGGGCGAUCUCCAUACCUUAAAAGUUAGGUAUCAACAUGAUGGAACUGAAGUUCUUCAGGAUGACCUACUCUUGGAGGUCACCGAUGGCACAAAUUCAGCAGAAUUUGUUCUACAUGUUGAGGUAUUCCCUGUCAACGAUGAGCCACCAGUCUUAAAGGCUGACCUCAUGCCUGUCAUGAAUUGCUCAGAGGGAGGAGAGGUGGUCAUCACCUCUGAAUACAUUUUUGCUACUGAUGUGGACAGCGAUAACUUGAAGUUGAUGUUUGUGAUUGCUCGCGAACCUCAGCAUGGGGUGGUGAGGAGAGCUGGAGUCACAGUGGAUCAGUUCUCUCAGAGAGAUGUUAUCUCAGAGGCCGUGACAUACAAACACACAGGUGGCGAGAUUGGCAUGAUGCCCUGUUUUGACACCAUUACAUUGGUGGUUUCGGAUGGAGAGGCUGGCCCUUUUGUGAAUGGCUGUUGCUACAAUGGACCCAAUCCAUCUGUUCCGCUUCAUGCGUCCUUUCCAGUGUAUGAUCUCAACAUCACGGUAUACCCAGUAGACAACCAGCCACCUUCCAUUGCAAUAGGUCCCAUGUUUGUUGUAGAUGAGGGCUGCUCAACAGCCCUUACUGUUAACCAUUUGUCCGCCACUGACCCUGACACUGCAGCAGAUGACUUGGAAUUUGUUUUGGUUUCUCCUCCUCAGUUUGGCUACCUCGAAAAUAUACUCCCUUCUGUGGGUUUUGAAAAAAGCAAUAUUGGCAUAAGUAUAGAUUCAUUUCAGUGGAAAGACAUGAACGCUUUUCACAUUAACUACGUGCAGUCCAGGCAUCUGAGGAUAGAACCAACUGCCGACCAGUUCACGGUGUACGUCACAGAUGGGAAGCAACACUCCUUGGAGAUACCAUUUUCUAUUAUAAUCAACCCCACAAAUGAUGAAGCUCCUGACUUUGUAGUGCAGAAUAUUACUGUGUGCGAGGGUCAGAUGAAAGAGCUGGACUCUUCCAUCAUCAGCGCUGUGGACCUGGACAUUCCCCAGGAUGCCCUGCUGUUCAGCAUCACUCAAAAGCCACGCCAUGGCCUCCUCAUCGAUAGGGGGUUUAGCAAAGACUUCUCUGAGAAUAAGCAGCCAGCCAACCCUCACCAGAAACAUGUACCUGUUCACAGUUUUUCCAUGGAACUCCUCAAGACUGGAAUGAGGUUGACGUACAUGCAUGAUGACUCAGAGAGCCUUGCUGAUGAUUUUACAAUCCGUUUGUCAGAUGGGAAACAUAAGAUACUUAAAACCAUUUCAAUAGAGGUCAUCCCAGUUAAUGAUGAAAAACCAAUGCUGAGCAAGAAGGCUGAAAUUGCAAUGAAUAUGGGUGAAACUCGUAUUAUUUCCAGUGCUAUUCUUUCAGCCAUAGAUGAAGACUCACCCAGGGAGAAGAUUUACUAUGUAUUUGAAAGGCUUCCCCAAAAUGGGCAACUUCAGCUUAAGAUAGGGAGGGACUGGGUUCCUCUCUCCCCUGGCAUGAAAUGCACUCAGGAGGAAGUGGAUCUGAACUUGCUGAGAUACACACACACCGGGGCAAUGGAUUCCCAGAAUCAAGAUAGCUUCACCUUCUACCUUUGGGAUGACAACAACAGGUCCCCUGCUCUUGACUGUCAAAUCACCAUCAAGGACAUGGAAAAAGGUGAUAUUGUCAUCCUUACAAAACCACUCGUGGUGUCUAAAGGUGAUAGAGGUUUCUUAACAACCACCACUCUCCUGGCUGUGGACGGAACAGACAAGCCUGAGGAACUGCUCUAUGUCAUCACCUCCCCUCCACGAUAUGGCCAGAUCGAAUAUGUUCACUAUCCUGGAGUUCCCAUUACAAACUUCAGCCAAAUGGAUAUAGCGGGGCAGACAGUUUGCUAUGUACACAAGAGCAAGGUGACUGUCUCCAGUGACAGAUUCAGAUUCAUCAUCAGCAAUGGACUGCGGACCGAGCACGGGGUGUUUGAGAUCACACUGGAGACUGUGGACAGAGCCCUGCCUGUGGUAACCAGGAACAAGGGGUUGAGACUGGCCCAAGGGGCCGUGGGCCUGCUUUCCCCUGACCUCCUUCAGCUGACCGACCCUGAUACACCUGUGGAGAACCUCACCUUCCUCUUGGUUCAGCUUCCCCAGCAUGGCCAGCUCUACCUGUGGGGGACAGGGCUACUUCAACACAAUUUCACCCAGCAGGAUGUGGACAGCAGGAAUGUGGCCUAUCGGCACUCAGGAGGGGACUCCCAGACUGACUGCUUUACUUUCAUGGCCACAGACGGGACAAACCAAGGCUUUAUUGUGAAUGGGAGAGUAUGGGAAGAACCUGUUUUAUUCACCAUUCAGGUAGACCAAUUGGACAAAACAGCUCCUCGUAUCACACUCUUGCAUUCCCCUUCUCAAGUGGGGCUCCUGAAAAAUGGCUGCUACGGGAUUUACAUCACUUCCCGCGUGUUGAAGGCAUCAGACCCUGACACUGAGGACGAUCAGAUCAUCUUUAAAAUUCUACAAGGCCCAAAACAUGGACAUCUGGAGAACACAACAACAGGUGAAUUUAUCCAUGAGAAAUUUAGCCAAAAGGACUUAAACAGUAAGACUAUUCUUUACAUCAUAAACCCAUCUUUGGAAGUAAAUUCAGAUACCGUGGAAUUUCAAAUCAUGGACCCCACAGGGAACUCGGCCACUCCUCAAAUUUUGGAACUGAAGUGGUCUCAUAUUGAAUGGUCACAGACCGAAUAUGAAGUCUGUGAGAAUGUGGGUGUGUUGCCCUUGGAAAUUAUCAGAAGGGGAUAUUCCAUGGACUCGGCCUUUGUGGGUAUAAAGGUCAACCAAGUGUCAGCUGCAGUUGGAAAAGAUUUCACCGUGAUUCCAUCUAAACUGAUUCAGUUUGACCCAGGAAUGUCAACUAAGAUGUGGAAUAUAGCAAUUACCUAUGACGGAUUAGAGGAAGAUGAUGAGGUCUUUGAAGUAAUUCUGAACUCCCCUGUGAAUGCAGUUCUUGGCACAAAGACAAAAGCUGCAGUGAAAAUUUUGGACUCAAAAGGAGGACAAUGCCAUCCUUCAUAUUCCUCCAACCAAAGCAAGCACAGCACAUGGGAGAAGGGCAUUUGGCAUCUGCUGCCCCCAGGGUCUUCCUCAUCCACCACUUCUGGUUCCUUUCAUCUGGAAAGAAGACCUCUUCCAUCUUCCAUGCAGCUAGCAGUCACCAGGGGAGACACCCUGCGGGGCUUUGAUUCUACAGAUCUUUCUCAAAGGAAGCUUAGGACCCGUGGGAAUGGCAAAACAGUUCGUCCAUCCUCUGUUUAUAGAAAUGGAACAGACAUCAUCUAUAAUUAUCAUGGGAUAGUUUCCUUGAAACUAGAGGAUGACAGCUUCCCAACUCACAAAAGGAAGGCCAAAGUAUCCAUCAUUAGUCAGCCACAAAAGACAAUCAAAGUGGCAGAACUGCCUCAAGCAGAUAAGGUGGAAUCCACAACUGACUCACACUUCCCCAGACAGGACCAGUUGCCCUCAUUUCCAAAGAACUGCACUCUGGAAUUAAAGGGACUCUUCCAUUUUGAAGAAGGCAUCCAGAAGCUGUAUCAGUGCAAUGGGAUUGCCUGGAAAGCCUGGAGUCCCCAAACCAAGGAUGUGGAAGAAAAAUCCUGUCCAGCCGGGUGGCACCAGCACUCAGGCUACUGUCACAUCUUGAUCACAGAGCAGAAAGGCACCUGGAAUGCGGCUGCCCAAGCUUGCAGGGAACAAUACCUGGGCAACCUUGUAACUGUAUUCUCCAGGCAGCACAUGCGGUGGCUCUGGGACAUUGGUGAGAGAAAGUCCUUUUGGAUAGGUUUGAACGACCAAGUGCAUGCUGGCCACUGGGAGUGGAUCGGUGGUGAACCUGUUGCCUUCACCAAUGGGAGAAGAGGGCCCUCUCAACGCUCCAAGCUUGGAAAGAGCUGUGUUUUGGUUCAAAGACAAGGGAAAUGGCAAACAAAAGAUUGUAGGAGAGCCAAACCUCAUAAUUAUGUGUGUUCCAGAAAACUCUAAAUAUAACAGACCCUACAGGGGGCCACCUGGAUUUUGUCACCUAUUUAUUCACAGGAUCUGUGAAUAUUGCUCCAUAGAAAACAAAUUGUUAUGAUUGAGUGGGUGGGUAUACCUUUGUGAUUCUGUCUAGUGAAAAUGGAACAUUUUUAAUAGUGCCAGAAAGAUUGAUAAACAAAUAUUUUUUACAAGAUAAGAUACAAUUUUUGUAUCUCAAUACCUUUUAAAAUAAAUGCCAGCAGUAUUAUAAAG
Messenger RNA from Pan troglodytes (chimpanzee), 10711 nucleotides. RefSeq names its product FRAS1 related extracellular matrix 1 (gene FREM1). Lineage: Eukaryota; Metazoa; Chordata; Mammalia; Primates; Hominidae. Bases 3923 to 10462 code for a protein of 2179 amino acids. Gene Ontology annotation, cellular component: membrane. The transcript has 37 exons. Gene Ontology annotation, biological process: anatomical structure morphogenesis; cell communication. The record is from RefSeq and is a predicted model, not a curated record.